UCCCUAGGUCAGGGGUGGAGGAUGCCCGGUAGGGGCAAGUCCCGUCUAGAUGAGUUCCCUCCUUCAGGCAUUCCUAGAUCUCUGGUCAUUCUUCUCCAAUCAGGAGAAGGUCCCCUGGUCUUAUAAAGCCGGGAGAGAGGUCUGAAGGGUCUGAGGGCCCUUCACCUGCUGAGGUUUUCCAAGGCCUUAACCCUUCCCUGCUCUUCACAGGAUUCAGCUGGCUGGGAGCUUGGAAGCUUGCACUCCAGCCCUUGCCCUACAAUUGGUUCUGUCCUGAUUUUCUGGAUCUCAUUCUCAUCUAUAUGAGAAGGACAGGGGUGAGAAGUGGACCAGAUUAUUUUAAAGGAUCCCAGCAUCUCAGGCUGCAAGGUUUUAUCAGCCCUGAGUUUGGGGGAGAAAAUGGGUGCCCACAAUAAUUAGCGUGCAAUAAUUAACUGAGUAGGGCAAGGGGGACUGCGGAGCCGAGCAGAAGCCUGAGCAGGACCAGGAACCCUUCCUCUCCCAGAGACUGACAUGGCCCGACGGGUGACAACACAGCUGCUGCUCCUUCUGGUGGGGGUGGCCGCAGUAUGGGCGGCCCGGUCCAGGACUGAGCUUCUCAAUGUCUGUAUGGACGCCAAGCACCACAAGGAAAAGCCAAGCCCGGAGGACGAGCUACAUAAGCAGUGCAGCCCCUGGAAGAAGAAUUCCUGUUGCUCCACCAACACCAGCCAGGAAGCCCAUAAGGAUAUCUCCUACCUGUACAGAUUCAACUGGAACCACUGCGGACAAAUGACACCUGCCUGCAAGCGCCACUUCAUCCAGGACACCUGCCUAUAUGAGUGCUCCCCUAACCUGGGGCCAUGGAUCCAGGAGGUGAACCAGAGUUGGCGCAAGGAGCGCAUCCUUGACGUGCCCCUGUGCAAGGAGGACUGCCAGCAAUGGUGGGAGGACUGUCGCACCUCCUACACCUGCAAAAGCAACUGGCACCAGGGCUGGGACUGGACCUCAGGCUAUAACCGGUGCCCAGCAGGAGCUGCCUGCCUUCCCUUCCAUUUCUACUUCCCCACACCUGCUGCUCUGUGCAGUGAAAUCUGGACUCAUUCCUACCAGGCCAGCAACUACAGCCGAGGGAGUGGCCGUUGCAUCCAGAUGUGGUUUGACCCAGCCCAGGGCAACCCCAAUGAGGAGGUGGCGAGGUUCUAUGCCAUGGCCAUGAGUGCUGGGGCCCUGUCCCGAGGGGUGGAGCCUCUUCUGCUCAGCCUGGCCCUGAUGCUGCAGCUCGGGCUCCUGGGUUGAGCUCCUUUUACCCUGUGAUACCUGCACAGCCCUGCCCGGUUGAGCCCCAAAGCUCCUAGCCAUCCACCUCCUCCUAUUCCUUGGCCAGGGAUGGGGCUUUGACUGACAGUUUGAAUAAACCAGACACCCACCAGG
This is a messenger RNA of Mustela erminea (ermine), 1413 nucleotides long. RefSeq names its product folate receptor alpha-like. Gene Ontology annotation, molecular function: signaling receptor activity. Gene Ontology annotation, biological process: fusion of sperm to egg plasma membrane involved in single fertilization; cell adhesion; sperm-egg recognition. Bases 514 to 1278 code for a protein of 254 amino acids. Gene Ontology annotation, cellular component: external side of plasma membrane. The transcript is spliced from 8 exons. Lineage: Eukaryota; Metazoa; Chordata; Mammalia; Carnivora; Mustelidae. The record is from RefSeq and is a predicted model, not a curated record.